Messenger RNA from Zalophus californianus (California sea lion), 1955 nucleotides. RefSeq names its product RAR related orphan receptor C (gene RORC). NCBI's taxonomy places the organism in Eukaryota, Metazoa, Chordata, Mammalia, Carnivora, Otariidae. Bases 121 to 1920 code for a protein of 599 amino acids. Gene Ontology annotation, cellular component: nucleus. The record is from RefSeq and is a predicted model, not a curated record. Gene Ontology annotation, biological process: regulation of transcription by RNA polymerase II. The transcript has 13 exons. Gene Ontology annotation, molecular function: RNA polymerase II cis-regulatory region sequence-specific DNA binding; nuclear receptor activity; zinc ion binding.
GGCCCUGCAGGCAGGUGAAAAGGACUUGCCAGGAGGUUCAGAAGAGAGAGAGAGAUUGGAAGAGUCUGGUCAAGAAGCAAGAGGAGGAGGAGGAGGGCAAGACAAGAAAGGAGGAGAGAGAUGGAUUGGCAGGAGAUGCGCGCCAGUCUUUUGAAGGAAACUGAAGGAGAAGCAGGAGGAGGGGCUGGGGACACUGCGGAGGAGGAGAGCGUGGAAACGGGGAGAAGCAGGAAACACGUGGAGAGGAAAGAAAGGGAGCAGCGGAGCAGGAAGAGACAGGGUGACAGACAGAGGCUUGGGGGAGGAAGCAACCACACCCUGUCAGCUGCCCAUGCCCACUGGCCUGUCACUUUCCUCCGCACUGGCCCAGGAGGGGGAAGCCUCUUCGCAGGGGACUCCCUUGAGCUGCUGGCUGCCAAGAAGACCCACACCUCACAAAUUGAAGUGAUUCCUUGCAAAAUCUGUGGGGACAAGUCAUCUGGGAUCCACUACGGGGUUAUCACCUGUGAGGGGUGCAAGGGCUUCUUCCGGCGCAGCCAGCAGUGUCACGUGGUCUACUCCUGCACCCGCCAGCAGAACUGCCCCAUCGACCGCGCCAGCCGAAACCGAUGCCAGCACUGUCGCCUGCAGAAAUGCCUGGCACUGGGCAUGUCCCGAGAUGCUGUCAAGUUUGGCCGCAUGUCCAAGAAGCAGCGGGACAGCCUGCACGCCGAGGUGCAGAAACAGCUGCAGCGGCAGCAACAGCAGCAGCGGGGACAGGUGGCCAAGACCCCUCCAGCGGGCGGCCAGGGAGCCGACCCCCUCUCGGGCCCCAUCGGGCUCCCGGAUGGGCAGCUGCCCCUGGGCUCCUCACCUGACCUGCCUGAGGCCGCGGCCUGCCCCCCUGGCCUCCUGAGAGCCCCAGGCUCCGGGUCCUCCUACCCCAGCAGCUUGGCCAAGGCCAGGCCCGACGGGGCCUCGUACCACGCGGAAUACAGCCCCGAGCGGGGCAAGGCCGGGGCCAGCGAGCGCUUCUACAGCACUGGCAGCCAGCUGAGCCCCCACACAUGUGGACUUCGUUUUGAGGACGCCGGGCAUCCUGGACUCGAGGAGCCAGGACGGGGCCCGGACAGCUACUGCAGCACCAGUUUCCACAGCGCCCCGGAGGUGCUCUAUGCCUCCCUGACGGAGACUGAGCACCUCGUGCAGAACGUUUGUAAAUCCUACCGAGAGACGUGUCAGCUGCGGCUGGAGGACCUGCUACGGCAGCGCCCCAACAUCUUCUCCCGGGAGGAGGUGGCCGGCUACCAGAGGAAGUCCAUGUGGGAGAUGUGGGAACGCUGUGCCCACCGCCUCACCGAGGCCAUUCAGUACGUGGUGGAGUUCGCUAAGAGGCUCUCAGGCUUUAUGGAGCUCUGCCAGAAUGACCAGAUUGUGCUUCUCAAAGCAGGAGCAAUGGAAGUGGUGCUGGUCAGGAUGUGCCGGGCCUACAACGCUGACAACCACACGGUCUUUUUCGAAGGCAAAUACGGUGGCAUGGAGCUGUUCCGAGCCUUGGGCUGCAGUGAGCUCAUCAGCUCCAUCUUCGACUUCUCCCGCUCCCUGAGCUCCUUGCGCUUUUCUGAGGAUGAGAUUGCUCUCUACACAGCCCUCGUGCUCAUCAAUGCCAACCGGCCAGGGCUCCAAGAGAAGAGGAAGGUAGAGCAGCUGCAGCACAACCUGGAGCUGGCUUUUCAUCACCAUCUCUACAAGACUCACCGCCAAGGCAUCCUGGCAAAGCUGCCACCCAAGGGGAAGCUUCGGAGCCUGUGUAGCCAGCACGUGGAAAAGCUGCAAACCUUCCAGCAUCUCCACCCCAUCGUGGUCCAAGCUGCUUUCCCUCCACUCUACAAGGAACUCUUCAGCACUGAAAUUGAGUCACCCGAAGGGCUGUCUGAGUGACCUGGAGGAGGGACUCCUUUCCCUUCCCUAGAGCC